This is a messenger RNA of Diabrotica balteata, 4104 nucleotides long. NCBI's taxonomy places the organism in Eukaryota, Metazoa, Arthropoda, Insecta, Coleoptera, Chrysomelidae. The record is from the annotation of a GenBank genome assembly.
GUAAUUUCCUUAUAAAAUUGGUGGUGCUUGUUAUUAUUCAUAUUUUUGAUAUUUUUUAAUAGUUAUAAGACGUUAGUGCUGAUUCGAUCGUUAUUUUUCGAAAUCUAUUAAAUUUUUUUAUUCAUUCCUAUCGUAGAUUUUCAUACGGUAUUGUUAAGGUUUUCGAUAUAUUUUUUCUUAAAUUGUUAGUAUGUUCUAAACUUUCUUCACUAUUCGAUAACGAAAAGAGCUCAAACUUUUUUACAUUAAUAAAAGAAUGGCAGAUUCUGCUAGUGAAUCAGAUUCCAGUAGCAUUGAUGGUGGACCCAUCAUGAUGCCACCCAGUCCCAUAACUAGGGAGCAACUUCAGAAGCGCAUCGAAAGUCUUCAGCAACAAAACCGGGUGCUGAAGGUAGAGUUAGAAACUUAUAAGUUACGAGUGAAAGCGCUCCAAGAGGAAAACAGGGAUCUUAGAAAGGCAUCAGUUAUAAUACAAGCGAAAGCCGAACAAGAGGAGGAAUUCAUCUCAAACACCCUCUUGAAGAAGAUCCAAGUGCUCAAAAAGGAGAAAGAAACACUCGCUCAUCAUUACGAAAGAGAAGAAGAAUGUUUAACCAACGACCUAUCCAGAAAGCUGACGCAGCUGCGUCAGGAAAAAUGCGCCUAGAACAGACCCUCGAACAAGAACAAGAGUGCCUUGUGAAUCGUCUCAUGAGAAAGAUCGAGAAGUUGGAGGCCGAAACGUUGGCUAAGCAAAGUAACUUAGAGCAGUUGCGUCGAGAAAAGGUUGAACUCGAAAAUACUUUAGAGCAAGAACAAGAAGCUCUCGUCAAUAAACUGUGGAAGCGAAUGGAUAAACUCGAAGCGGAAAAACGCAUGCUGCAGAUAAAGCUCGAUCAGCCGGUGUCUGAUCCAGCCAGUCCUAGAGAGAUCAGUAAUGGCGAUACUGCCAGUAAUCUUAGCUCGCACAUUCAAACGUUACGUUCAGAAGUGGCCAGAUUACGUUCCACUUUGGCCAUGAGCCAACAGGAGCACACCCAGAAGAUGCAGCGUUUUGCCCAGGAGGAGAGAAACAUUAAGGAAGAAAAUUUAAGAUUACAAAGAAAGCUACAGCUUGAAGUGGAAAGAAGAGAGGCAUUAUGCAGGCACUUGUCCGAAAGCGAGAGUUCUCUAGAGAUGGAAGAGGAGAGACAUUAUAAUGAACAGGUAUUAGGCGUGAGACAGCACACUGUCUCUCCAGUACCAGCCCCGUAUAAUCCAUCGCCUAGUCAAAGUCGCCCAUUGAGUCCAGGUCUAAAUACAUUACAAUCUCCGAGAGACUCGCUAGUGGUAGGUCCGCCUCGUUGCCAUUCUUGCGGACAGUUGUUGAAUCAUCCCGUGAAUCCGGCCUGCAUUUCUGCUGCUUUACAUCCAGUUUCCUCGGGUAGUCCUACGGCACCGCAUCGCAGACCCAGCGAAAGGUUUAUUAAACCGGCAAUACCAGCUGCACCGCCUCAGCCCGCUAGUCCAAUGGACACUUCCGUCAAUAAAGACUAGUAAGAUAAAAGUGAUAUUUGGAUGUAAUCGUUCCUGGUGUUUAAACAAUUAUGCUAUAACGUACGUGCAGAGCUCGAGUAUUAUUCGAAAUUUCUCCACACGUCCAGAAAUAAAUAUCCACCAGAUCAGGAGCAGCUGAUUAUUAUUCAACUUUCUUAGUUUAACAUUAUUUUUGCUUUGUCACACGGUUUUUAUAUAAUAUAUAUUCAUGUACUUACGCCAUUUACAUAUUUCGGGGCUCUCCUAUUUCUGGCUCUAGCUAAACCUUGUUCAUUAUAAAUAGGCGAAAACGUUACAAACAUAGAUAGUGUUGCAUAGUUUCGGGAAUUGUGUCAUGUGGAAGUGUAUAGGGACAAAUUUGGGGCUUUAGUUGCAAAACGACAAUUCUCCACUAUCACAAAUUUUACAACAAACGCGAAAAACUAUAUCUAUCUAUAUCUAUAUCUUUUAAAUACUGUACCAAAAAUAGUCAACAUUCCUAUUGGUUGUCACUGUAUGUACGAGAUAUCAUAGUACUUUUAACGCAUUUUCAAGACAUAUGAGUGGAUCUUUGAGACAUCAAUUUUUUUCAUCAGCAGACCAUUUCUCUUCGAUUAUGAGGCGAUGAAUCUCAUUGCUCUCGCCUCUUGUAAUAUCGUAAGUCGCCUAAGAAUCUCUAUGUUGAUUUUAUGUUCUGCUCAAGAUACUCAAAUCAUUUAAAUUUUUUUAACUUGCCGCAAUGUAUUUAGCUACUAUCCACGACAUUUCGAUGCUUUGAUGAACUCUAAAUUGUAAGAGAAAGAUCAGACAUCGUGAUUGCACGUCUGUUUUUGUUACUAAAGUCUGAUGUCUUCUUCUUUGGGUCCCGUACGCUAUACAGCGUGUAGGCUUUCAUCCUGCUUGUCGAAUGCACAGAGAUUCCGCCUUUCUUAUUAUCCUAGUUAUAUCAGGUAUGCCGCACCAGUUUCUUAUUUAUCUCAACCAUGAAUGUUGCUUUCGUUCAGAGCCUCUUCGAUCUUCAACUUUACCGAUCAAGAUAGCAUUUAGGAGAUCAUAUUAGUUAUUUCGUAGAAUAUGAUCCAGUCAUAUUCGCUACUUAGCGAGAUCUAACAAUUCUCUUUGGAUAUUAGCUCUUCUUAGGACCAUUUGUUACAUGGUCAACUCAAUUCCCCAAUUCUAAGUAGCCUUCUGAGACAUCACAUUUCGAAAACUUACACACAAUUCAGAGAUCUCGCUUCAAGUGACUAGGUCUCACUUCCUUUCAUCAGGAUGGGCCAUAUACAGCAUUUCAAGACCCGUAUACUACAGGUUUAAGGAACUUCAGGACGAAGGAGGUAUUUGCCAAAAGUUAACGGAGGUGUUUCCAGCCAUUGCUACCCUUAUCUUCACUUCCAGGUCACAGUCACGCUUAUUGUUUAGUAUAGCUCCAAGGUAUUUAAAUUUUUCAACCCUUUCAAUAGCUCUAUUAUUUAUAUUCAACUGAGCUUCCAUAUGGGGUUGUCUGCUGAUUAUCAUAUAUUUGGUUUUUGCUAUGUUGAUGUUACGCCCGAACUACUCUCAAUCAUCUCCUACUUAAUUUAUGAUAUUGACUAAAUCUUGCAUUGCAUAUAAAGUCUGAUGUAUGUACUUUAAUUUGAAUGGUAGCUUUUUGGCGCUAAUUGAGUUUUUGAUGGUAUUGAGAUUUUGUGCGUCGAUCCCGAUUGAUCUAAGGAUUUCAAUGAGCUUAUGAUGUCAGUCGCUGUUAAACGCUUUUCUGCGGUUUAUGAAAUAAACGAAUACAUUUAUAGCUGUGUCCUUUCAUCUCAGCACAAAAAGAACAGCAUGUUUUUAUUCGUUACUGGAGCCAAACUGUGAAGAACUCAUCAGUUGUUCACAAUGUGAUGUUUUGUGUUUCUUUGGAGAAGUAACAAAGCUGAAUUUCCCUUAACCAGAAGGUAUUGUAUCAUAGCGUUAAAUUAGACUGAAAAUUGCCAUAAUGAGUUGUGAUCUGCGCCAUCUGGCGGGUCCAGGAAAUCUUCAAUUUUAUCUCAUGUAUCUUAGAACGUGAAUCGUGAAUCUUAGAACAUAAAACCGUAGGAAUAAGCUUAAAAUAUGUAAUUAUGUGUCGGAAAAGUCUAUGACUAAUAAUUAAAGUCUUUAGAUAAUGAAGAAAAGCACAGCGUGAGCAAGCAGUAUAUUAUGCGUCAUAAAAUAUUGAGCGCAAUGGCCACUUCCGUCUCAACAUAGCCAUGUCGGUAAUAGAAUGUAAUAUCUUUUCUCUGGUUUUCUAUUUUAUGAUGUGAAUUGACAUGUUGGGCAAAUUUAUUGAUCGUCCUAUUUGUAAUAAACGAGGUAUAAACGUUUUUUAUUCAUUAAAUGUUUAUAAUGUGACGCAAUAAAGUAAAAAAUAUUUUUUGGUAAUUCCACAUUGUUGCCAAAAUUUCGUGGCAUAGCCAUUUUCACAUGUCAUGUGAUAUUUAAAGUUGAACAAUGAAAAUUUUAGUUUAGAAGUAUUUUCUAUGAUAUUUAAAGUAAUGGUCAUUUCAAAUGUAUUUCCGAUAAGAUAGAAAGUAACGUUUGAAUGUGUCUGCUACAUUAUUUUAAUAAUAAACUUGCAUUACUCUACACUUU